AUGGCUGAAUCAAAAAUUCUUGUGGUUCACGCCAAUAAAAAUAACGCAGAAGCAGUCUUCCAAAAGCUGAGGAAAUUGAAUAUAAAAUCAGGUCCAUUUGCAAAUAUUUUUGUUUUAGGAGAUAUUCAAUCCAUUAUUCCAGACAUAGAUAUCGAAGGACUAUCAACUAUAUUUACUAUUUCAUCUGGCAAUGAUGAUAGAACCAAUGAAAUCAAAACAAAUUUAAUUGAGUUGAAUGGAUUCGGUGUUUACGAAUUAUCAAAUAAACUACGAAUUGGAUAUAUAGGUUUGAAUGAGAGCCAAUUGAAAGAACAAAAUACAGAAAUAAAUGAGAAAUUUAAUAAAGUGAAACAACCGGUCGAUAUUUUUAUUACAAGAGAAUGGAGUAUGGACAUUGCGAAACUUAAAGGUAAACUAUCAGGAAAUAAAACAAUUGAUGCUAUAGCGAAGAAGUUACAACCAAAAUACCAUUUUACAUAUUCAGAUCCCGUUGCAUUUUUUGAGUUGGAUCCUUUUAAAUGGGACUCUUCAGAAAGAAUUACAAGAUUCAUCAAUAUCGCUGAAUUUGGGUCCCCAGCCAAAUGGGCAUAUGCUUUUAACAUCAAAAUACAAUCGGAGGACGACGAUGAAGAUGACGAUGAUGAAUCUGUCCCUGAUAAUCUAAUCUCCAAUCCAUAUGAAACUAUGCCUAGUAAAAAGAGGCCAUUAGAAAAAGAAAUUGAAGACGCAAAUAAAGGACUAGAUAGGAAAUCAGCUUUAGUAAAGAAGGCGAGAACAGUUUUACCAAGUUCCUGCCAUUUUUGCUUCACAAACCCAAAUCUUGAAGACCACAUGAUUUUAUCAAUUAGCAAUAACGCAUAUGUUACAAUUGCGAAAGGUCCUCUAACCGUGCCUCAUGGAGAGAUGGAUUUUUCAGGUCAUUGUUUGAUAAUACCAAUAGAACAUAUUCCUAAAUUAAAUUUCAAAAUAGAUUCCUCUACUACUUCUACUGACACCGCUACAAACAAUAUAUUUGCAUCUCCUUUAGCAUUGGAUUUCCAAACAUACGAGAGAUCGCUUGUUUCUAUGAAUUACAAGAAAUUUGACAUGUGUACAAUUGUGUUCGAAAUAAAUUCAGAUAGAUCCAUUCAUUUCCAUAAACAAGUACUACCAAUUCCAAAGUAUUUAAUAAUGAAAUUUCAAGAAGCUCUUGACAGACAAGUAUAUAUUAAUAAUGAAAAAUUCACGAGAAAUCGUAAAUUGGAACUCGAAACUUUUGAGUCCUCAUUAGAUGAGAAAUAUAUGGAACUUGUUAACGAUUCUAGUAGUAAUUAUUUACAAUUUACUGUGUACGAGACACCAGAAACGGACCCGAAGAUAUACGUUGCGAGAUUCAAUUCUGAAGACAGGAUUGAUUUACAAUUUGGGAGAAGAGUAAUUGCGUUUUUGUUACGUCUUCCGAAAAGAGUUAAAUGGGAUUCACAAAUUUGUCAACAAACCAAGGAACAAGAAAUUAAAGAGGUUGAAAAAUUUCAAAAAGCUUAUAAGGAUUAUGAUACUUCAGAAUCCAAGUAA
This is a messenger RNA of Naumovozyma dairenensis CBS 421, 1554 nucleotides long. RefSeq names its product Drn1p (gene DRN1). Gene Ontology annotation, cellular component: post-mRNA release spliceosomal complex. Gene Ontology annotation, molecular function: RNA lariat debranching enzyme activator activity. NCBI's taxonomy places the organism in Eukaryota, Fungi, Ascomycota, Saccharomycetes, Saccharomycetales, Saccharomycetaceae. Bases 1 to 1554 code for a protein of 517 amino acids. Gene Ontology annotation, biological process: mRNA splicing, via spliceosome. The record is from RefSeq and is a predicted model, not a curated record. The transcript has a single exon.